This is a messenger RNA of Amoebophrya sp. A120, 613 nucleotides long. NCBI's taxonomy places the organism in Eukaryota, Dinophyceae, Syndiniales, Amoebophryaceae. The record is from the annotation of a GenBank genome assembly.
GAAAACGAGUUCUACCAGCGAGCAGCAGAUGACCGGCUUGGGGUUGUCUGUGCAAGUUUGCCGCGGUGCAGACGACAGUCAUUACGCGGUGUUCAAUGAAGAAAUACUAGCGCAGUCGAUGGUGGGUGGCUUUGAUGUUCCUGAACCUCCGGUGACGGACGGUGAAGAAGAUGCAGUCGGCCUGCUAGACCACGACAGUACGUCGACUACUAGCUCUAGCGCUCUAUCAACUGCAAAAAUGUCUGGGUCUGGAAGAAUGCAACUUGUGAUGCUGAAUUUGGAUGGACUCUAAAAAAAUUUGUAUUGCAUGACCAGCAAGAGGGGUAUAAUUUGUGCUACACGGACAGGGCAUUUCUCAUGCGGAAGGUGCAUCAGGAAGGGUUCUAAAAAUCUGCAAUGCUACGGCAUACAUCACAGACUAUCAUGGGUCAUGAGAAAUAUGCAUGACAAAUCUUGCAUUCUUCCAGAACCAUACAUUUUUGCACUUGAUCCGAAGCGGCUACAUCGGUGCUUUACGAGCUACGCCUCGAGCUACGCCAACACGGUGGAGUCGAUGAACACGAAUUACGGCACAUCAAAGGCCGCGUGGUCAAAUGAAAACGAUGGCGAAGAC